This is a messenger RNA of Rasamsonia emersonii CBS 393.64, 1263 nucleotides long. RefSeq lists its product as uncharacterized. Bases 1 to 1263 code for a protein of 420 amino acids. The record is from RefSeq and is a predicted model, not a curated record. The transcript is spliced from 2 exons. Lineage: Eukaryota; Fungi; Ascomycota; Eurotiomycetes; Eurotiales; Trichocomaceae.
AUGUCGUUCUCCUUCUCCCAGGAGACCCGGCGCCGGCGGGUAGCCACUCCCGGAACCGGUUUCAGCUCCACGGGCCGGCGAACGUUUAUGGGGUACUGGGUGCCUCUAGCUCUGACUGUUGGUGUCGCGGCAAUUAGUAUUGCUGCAUGGAUACGGAGUGAGCGAAAUGACGACGAGGAGGACGGUGGUUAUGGAAGAGACUAUCCAGAGGGUGAGGGAGAUGUCCCGCCUGGCGAAGCGGGCGCAGAGUAUGCCAGGACUACAGCAACCGAUGUGCGCAGCGAAACGCGCCAGGAUGAUAGCAGUGUGAUUGCGCGCAUGCAAGGCGCAUUGCGCCGCACACCCAGUCCGCAGCAGAUCUUCGACGGCGCAAGCAGACGGGUUGUUGCAGGCAUGGCUGCUGCCGGCGCCAUGGUUGGAGGCGCGCUCGGCUCUAUCAGAGAGGAAGGGAGAGGCGAUUUUGAGGACCACUCGCGAUGGUCCGAGGAAGCGGACUCCCGGGCGAGGAAUGCUGCUCAGACCGGUGUGCUCUCUUCCCGCGGCGCCGCUGGGCCCUCCAGAAAGAAGACUGUAGCCAUUGUCGUGUCGUCUGUAUCGUCACAAGAUGAUACGGAAGAUCUCGCUUCGUCGGAGCAUGCUUCGAUACUCUCCCACCUGCCUCAACACGUUGACCCUGAUGUUGCCAAAGUCUUUGUCUUGAUAUAUGCUCCCGAUCUGAAACACUCGAUUGGGCCGCGGUCCCCUUCUCGAGCCACGCCUUCUAUCGCUUCGUCCUAUUCGAAUAUCGGUCAUGAAGAAGCAGCAAGUUCUAGCGAGCUCCCAGCUACGGACAUGUCCACGCUUGAACCCCGUCCUGCCGACGACCUCGAGGCGACAAGCCCACUCUUCAAGACCCUCUACAGUCAAGCUCAGACUAUUGUGGAUAAGGAGUCUAUGAUCAUGGUAUUCAGUACCCCCACUGGUCAUGUCCAUAUCUUGCGGCAUCUCUCACCAGAUAUCGUGUACAUCCAAGAGUCCUUGGCGGGCCAGGAAGGCGAGGCUGUUCAGCAGCUUUCUGGGUGGGUGAGACAAGUAGUCGUUGUCGUGGGUGAUGAAGGAGGCCGUGGGGGCUUGAUUGACAGUGAGGAUGAAUCGGCCCUAGCAGACCGGGGAGAAAAGUGGUGGCAGCGAGAAGGUGUCACUGGGAUCGGAAAACGGAUCGAUGUGGUGGAUAGCCUUCGUACAGGCGAUGACUGGAGACGCAGGGUUUUGGGACACGAUUAA